UUAAUUAUUGAUUUUCACUGUUUCCCCCAUUCUUUUCUUCCGCAACUUCGCAUCAUCAAAUGUUGAAUCACUCAAGCUCCGGCGGCCGCACCAAUGGAGUCCGAGUCGUCGUCGCCGGCGACCGAGGAACCGGAAAAUCCAGCCUCAUCGCCGCCGUAGCCUCCGAGUCCUUCUCGGAGACCGUGCCGCCGGUGCUCCCUCUCACUGUCUUGCCAACCGAUUUCUACCCCGACAACGUCCCCAUCACCGUCGUCGACACGUCUUCAAGCUUAGAGAAACAGGGGAAGCGCAAUGAAGAAUUGAAGCAGGCUGAUGUGGUGGUUUUAACGUAUGCUUGCAAUGAGCCUUCGACCUUUUCGCGGUUGAGUUCUUACUGGUUGCCGGAACUGGAGAGGCUGGAGGUGAAGGUGCCUGUAGUUGUGGUUGGUUGCAAGCUAGAUCUGCAUGAUGAAAGCCAGCAAGUGAGCUUAGAGCGCCUCAUGAAUCAGCUCCUACAACAGUUCAAGGAAAUUGUAACCUGCAUUGAAUGCUCAGCAGUUACACUAUACCAGGUCCCUGAAGUUUUUUAUUUUGCCCAAAAAGCGGUACUACAUCCAAUAGAUCCAUUAUUUGAUCAAGAAAGUCAAGCUUUAACAGAUCGAUGUGUUAGGGCAUUGAGAAGAAUAUUUGUUCUUUGUGAUCGUGACAUGGAUGAUGCCCUCAGUGACACAGAACUAAAUGAGUUCCAGGUUAAAUGUUUUGAUGCCCCAUUGCAGCCAUCUGAAAUAAAUGGGGUCAAAACUGUUGUACAACAGAACGUACCUGAAGGAGUCAACUCAAAUGGUCUUACUUUUCCAGGAUUUCUUUAUGUCCAUAGUAUGUUCCUUAGGAAAGGGCGCCCAGAGACAUUAUGGGCUGUUCUAAGAAACUAUGGAUAUGAUAAUGAUUUAAAACUCAGGAAUGAUUCCCUUCCAGUUCCGUCUAAGAAUGCUUCUGAUCAGAGUGUGGAGCUAACAAAUGAAGCUGUAGAAUUUCUGAAUGGUAUCUUCCGAUUAUUGGACACAGAUAAAGAUCGAGCCUUACGGCCUGCUGAAGUUGAUAAGCUAUUUUGUACUGCUCCAUCAAGAAAUGACAUGGGUUACAUAACACUCAACGGAUUUUUGUCCCAGUGGGCCCUCAUGACAUUGCUCGAUCCACCAUGUAGUGUGGCUAAUUUGAUUUACAUUGGAUAUAGUGGCAAUCCAGCUGCAGCACUACGUGUUACUCGCAGAAGAUCAGUCGAUCGCAAGAAGCAAGCAACAGAAAGGAAUGUAUUCCAAUGCUAUGUUUUUGGUUCUAAGAAUUCUGGGAAAUCUGCUCUCUUGGAUUCAUUUUUGGGAAGGCCAUUUUCAAAUAAUUAUACUCCGACAACAGCUGAACAGUUUGCAGCAAAUACCAUUGAAUUAAUACGGGGAACCAAGAAAGUUCUUGUGCUGCGGGAGAUUCCGGAAGGGGAAGUGCCGAAAGUUUUGUUAAAUCAGGAUUAUUUGGCAGCAUGUGAUGUAGCUAUCUUCGUGUAUGACAGCUCAAAUGAACAUUCAUGGAAGAAAUCUAGAGAUAUGCUUGAGCAGGUUGCAAGACAAGGAGAACUCACUGGCUAUAGAGUUCCAUGCCUCCUCAUUGCUGCCAAGGAUGAUUUAACCCCAUAUCCAAGGGCAGUACAAGAUUCAGUUAAGGCAACUCAGGAACUAGGAAUAGAGGCACCUAUUCACUUGAGUAUGAAAUUAGGUGAUUCAAGCAAUGUGUUCCAUAGGAUUGUUAGUGUUGCAGAACACCCUCAUUUAAGCAUUCCAGAAACAGAGAUUGGGAGGAAAAGAAAGCAAUAUCAUCGGCUUCUUCAAAACACACUCAUUUUUGCAUCAGUUGGAACUGCUAUGGCUGUUGUUGGUGUGGCGGCAUUGCGUGCAUAUGCAGUGAAAAAGAAAUCUUCUGGUUAGUCGUCAAGUAAAUUUAUGCUGCUUCUGGUGCCGAUUUAAAUGUUAAAAGUACCUCCUCAGUAUUGUGUAUACUAACCAUGAUGAACUACCUUAAGUUAGAGUAUUUGUGUGUAUAGUAAUAAAUAGUUUCAUUAUUUUUUAUUGCUAGUGGAUAUUUUAAGGGUAAAUUACGUUACAUUUAUGUUCUUAAAAUUUGAUUUAAGUUACAUAUAUCUGUCAUUUGUUUAUGUAAAUUACAUUUGCUUCCUUU
Messenger RNA from Arachis duranensis, 2205 nucleotides. RefSeq names its product mitochondrial Rho GTPase 2. The transcript is spliced from 14 exons. The record is from RefSeq and is a predicted model, not a curated record. Gene Ontology annotation, biological process: small GTPase-mediated signal transduction; mitochondrion organization. Gene Ontology annotation, cellular component: mitochondrial outer membrane. Gene Ontology annotation, molecular function: calcium ion binding; GTP binding; GTPase activity. The coding region runs from base 60 to 1955 and encodes 631 amino acids. NCBI's taxonomy places the organism in Eukaryota, Viridiplantae, Streptophyta, Magnoliopsida, Fabales, Fabaceae.